AUGUUCCUUCAGACCGUGCUCCAGGCCGUGCUGACUCUGGCGGCCUACAUCUGGCCUGGCUACCAGUGUUUCAAGGCCCUGGAGAAACGCAGGCCCGAGGAGCUGCGCUGCUGGUGCGAGUACUGGCUGGUCAUCGCCACCUUCGCCUCCGUGGAGCGCCUGGCGGACUUCGCCCUCUGGUGGCUGCCCAUGUACAAUCUGCUCAAGAUCCUGUCCGUGGUCUACCUGUGGCACCCCAAGACGCAGGGCGCCAGCCUCAUCUACCGCCAGUCGCUGCAGCCCUUCCUGGCGGCCCACGAGGCGAGGGUGGACAGGGCGGUGGGUGACGCCUCCAGGUUCGUGACCGGCUACCUUGACAGGUACUUUGGACGCGUGUUCGGCCUGCUGGGCGACGGCGCCGUCCUGUGGCUGGCGCGCCUGCGCCUGGUGGGACCCGCGGCGGGCAAGGGCCAGAAGCCACAGGCGCCCGUCGACGACGCGACGUUGGAUGACUACGUCAACGUUGCCGCCUACGGCGACCAGGCCAAGGGGGAAUGA
This is a messenger RNA of Ostreobium quekettii, 537 nucleotides long. The record is from the annotation of a GenBank genome assembly. Lineage: Eukaryota; Viridiplantae; Chlorophyta; Ulvophyceae; Bryopsidales; Ostreobiaceae.